AUGUGCAGCAGCAAUGGCGAUCUGCUCAGCGUCGACUACGCCGAGCUGGAUCCUACCCGCACCGGGCAGGCGGGCACUUUGGACGAAAAGUCUUCGACGGUGAUCCAUGGACAUGGACGCGGACGUUGGACGCUACCGCCAGUGCCACACGACACUGCACGCUUCUUGACGCUAAUUGCCCUCAUCUGUGCCUCGCCAUGUCGCGGCGUCGCCCACCUCACCUUGCUCGACGAACCACGCUAG
Molecule: messenger RNA, 243 nt
Organism: Colletotrichum orchidophilum
Lineage: Eukaryota; Fungi; Ascomycota; Sordariomycetes; Glomerellales; Glomerellaceae
Exons: 1
Coding region: 1-243 (80 amino acids)
Source: RefSeq, a predicted model, not a curated record